This is a messenger RNA of Triticum turgidum subsp. durum (durum wheat), 492 nucleotides long. The record is from the annotation of a GenBank genome assembly. NCBI's taxonomy places the organism in Eukaryota, Viridiplantae, Streptophyta, Magnoliopsida, Poales, Poaceae.
AUGCGUUGCCGCACCAGACUCGGCCUCCUUCCUAUUCUUUCGUCGAUCUCCCUCGACUUGGUCUUCGUACGUCGAGAUCGAGAGAGGCUCUUACCUGGGAGGCUGGGAGAGAGCAGUCAGGCAGCGGCGAUGACUCGAAGCACAGUCCGACGGUGGCGGCUAGCGCGACGCCCGCAGCCACCUCACACUCCCUCGAUCUUCAUCCUAUUAGCUUUCGCCACUGUCACGCCGGUCCAGGCCCUGCCUCUGCCCGAGGCCAUGCUAGGGCGCCGCCACCCACCUCAUCCCCUUUGCACACCCAAUCUCUCUUUCAGAUUCAGACCCAGGCUGCUCAUCGGUGUCGAUCCCCAGCCGAAGCAUGAACAUCGAUCCAGGCAGGCCUCCUCUACGAAUUCAGCCACUGGGGCAUGGCUCCCCUGCGGUUUGAAUCUGGGCGCUCGUCAACAGAGCAGCCAGAGAGGUGAGCUCUGGCUUUGGAUGCGUGGAGGGUAG